This is a messenger RNA of Orbicella faveolata, 1843 nucleotides long. Its product is annotated as pygopus homolog 1-like. The record is from RefSeq and is a predicted model, not a curated record. NCBI's taxonomy places the organism in Eukaryota, Metazoa, Cnidaria, Anthozoa, Scleractinia, Merulinidae.
AUCCGCCAUAUUUGUUUUGUUGGCGUCGUUUGGUACAAAGGAAUGCCCAGGCAAAGAAAAGUUCCAGCAAGAUUUAGAGAUGGUGCUAAUCCUGAUGAGAUAGAAGCUGAAGGAGAAAGCAGUGGCUCAAACCCUGAGAGUCCACAGAAAAAACAGAGGAAGGAGAGUUCUGGCUCAUCCGAUCUUGCCAGCCCUGUAACUUCAGCUCAACACUUUGGAGUGCCUCCUGCCUUUACUACAGAAUCCAAUACACAUUCACAUUCACAUCCUGUUGCUGAGGGCACUGUAGAAAUGAACAGAUCUAGCCUUGAAAUUGAUCCAGUGUAUCCAUGUGGCAUCUGCAAGAGAGAAGUGAAUGAUAACGAUGACGCUAUAUUCUGUGAAACAGGAUGUGCCCAGUGGUAUCAUCGUGUGUGUACAGGCCUCACUGAACUAGCUUAUGACUUACUCACUGCUGAGGAGAAUGCAGAGUGGGUUUGCGACAAUUGUAUUGCAACUAAAAGUGUCCCAUUAGUCAAGUUGAAGAGUUGACUUUUAUUCUUAAUAACCAAGCUAACUGAAUCUGUUUAGAAACAAUCCAUUAGUAAACAUGAAGUUCUAAGGCUUCAUGUGCAUGUGCUGUGUACAUCACUCAGAUACUUUAUUUCUCAUACAAUUGAUGUUUGUUUUCCUGCAUAAACCCCAUUGACACCCAAAAAGCUAGGUCAAGUUAAAACUUUAAAAAAUGUUAAUUUAAACAGAGUUGAAAUGAGCUUUACUUAUAGUUUUACCUUUAAUUACUGCAUAAUUAAAUGAAUGGAACAGUCUGCAUGUUUUCUUUAUGGGGCUUCUUUUUAAAGACUUUUUAAAGACACAUUUGAAAGAAUUACAACUUCAGUUCAGAAAUGGCAAGGUAUGUGAAAACAUUGGGUAUCGUGUUUCAAACUUUAGUUCAAAAUAGAGUUACAUCUCUACCAUCAAUAUCUAAAACAAUGAUUGAUCAAUAAAGUCAUGGCAAUAUUAUAACAUAGUAUAAGUAAAAUGACUGAAAUGAAAAAGCACAAUGACUUAAUUGAUGUACUUCGAAAUAUUUAACAAUUAUUCUUUGAAAUCGAGGUGAGUAGUGGCAGAAUAUUUACUGAGCCACAAAGUAGUGAGGUGAGUAUUCUGCCGCUAUUCACUGAGAUUGUUUUAAUAAUUGUUUUAGCAUAUACACACAAAGUGAUCUGAAAAACAGACCAGAAGGAAACCAUUAUGAUUUAAUUGAUCUCUCAAUUCAUGUAUGGAAAAUGUGCAAAUGGCACAAAGCAUACACAAAACUAUUUGCAAAAUUAUCUUCAAACAUGACAAAUCUAGUUAACCUUCAAUAAAAUCCUCAUAGCAAUCUAGCAAAAUGGUCUUUUAACACCGUUCAAACCAGCAAUCUAAAUUGAAAGUCUGUUUAGAAAACACUUAAUUCACUGCUCACUCAAAGUUUUCAAUUUAACUCGAAAUGAAAAUUGAAAGAGCAGUUGGUGAAGGAUCAACCUGAAAUUAUACAUUUUGUGCCAGACUGUGGUGAAAACUGUACAAUGUAUUUUUUUGCACAAAGACAUUCUCCUAAAUACUUGUGGAGGUGCUUUGUUGAAUAGCACUUUAAGUUUCUGCCAAUGAACCCUGAAGUAUUUAUUUCUACCAAUGCUGGGUGAAGAGUGACUUAGCGGUCAGGUUUACUUAGAUUGAUUGAAUCUCUGAUUGCCAAGAACAUGUCCUGAAACUGCUCGAAAGUCGGACAUCCAUAAUUUUUUCUACUAUUUGAAAACUUUCAGGCCAAAUUUCAUAGCCUUCUUUGUAUUUUCUGUUAUCGUAUGGCUGUCUCACAAGG